AUGGGGGCGGAGGAAGUGGGGGAAGUGCAUGAGCAUGAUGCUGGUGACUCAGAGCAAGCCGUCAGUGGUCCUCAAACUCAACGACGAGGUGCAUGGCGUCGACGUCCCUUAGACGAUCCUAGGAUUUCUUGCAGCGAUCAGGCUACCGCAAUCAUUGCUGAGCUCGCAGCCGCACAUUGUCUCUCUUCUAUUCACGAUCCACUUCGAUGGCUGCAAGAUAUUGGGAAUUUUGUGCAAGUCCCAUCUGUGGACGAUGAAUCUUUGUUAUCACUGGUGGUGAGGUGUAGAGGAAUGAUGGGCAAGGACAUUCGUAUCAAUUUCAUGAUCAUGAUUAAUUUCAUGACGCUUGUUUGUAAGUGUCAGAGCAUCCGCCUCAAGACAGGCUUACACCUGAAAGGGAUUUAUGAGAAUGAAGUCAAAGACCGCCCUUCAGAGACGAAGGUCACUUAUCGCACUUUUUUGGAGUGGCAUGCUACUGGUAGCAAGUUCAUUGCCAUCGCAUGUGGUGGCUCCAUAUAUGCUUUAGUACUCAUCGCAGGCCUUGGUCUUAGAGUGUCCAUCGCAUCCAUGGUUGGAACCACGCACUUACAUCUAGCAGACAUGCUACGAUCACCUCCAAGGGAUUCUCCUCAAAGAAAGCUGAUUCUUGAACGCAUUGUACCCACCAUCGCACGCAUGCGACUCUCCCAUCCCUUCAGUAUGACCUCAAUGUUCUCUCGCGCUUUGAUCGAGAGAUUCUCCAUCUCAAAGGAUAUCGACUGCACGGACUUCUCAGCAUCUGAUCGGUUUUUUGAUGCCAUUAUCCAAAACGCAUUCACACCACUCCGUAGAAGUGGACAUGUUUGGCGCGCUUGCAUUGCGCCUGUGCCAACUGAUCUUCAAAGGCUGCCUUUACACACUGUCAAUCACAGUGAGCUCUAUGGUGUAGGUCGUCCUUAUAGUCCACCAUUAUCCGACAUCGAGGAGGACGAGAUCGCGCAUGUUGUCAUUGACACAGCGUUUGAUCCAUCAUCAGCUAAGAACAAGUGCUUCAAGCCUCCUCGCGACAAGGUCCUGAACACUAGCUGGAGUGCGGCGGAGAGGUUACGAGCAGAGGCGGGUGAAAGGGUGAAAAGCCUGGAAGACUUACGCAACAAGCUCAAAACUUUCUAUCGCAAUGGCGUCAAGAAAUUACCUGGUGCAUACUUACUAAUCUCAAUGCAGAUCAUGCCAAAUCACCACCUAGAUCUUCGAAACAAGGAUGGGUCGUUGAUGGCGUUUGUAUCUACUGCACUUCCCACCCACAUACGCGCUUCUCUGGAAGUCAAUUUACUGGCUGCACUCGGAAAUGCAGACUUGCUUGGAGAUAUGGAUACGCGCUUGCCUGGAGGUAGACCUUUCCAGGCUAUGCACCUCUCUUGGUACAAUCGCCAUUGUACAUCGGGCCUUAACGCUCCAACAGACGUUCAACCUUGGCUGCUAGAGAAGGAAGGAAUGCGCACAAACCAUGGUCAAGUUAUUCCCUACAUAUCCCAGGACUUACAACAGCACAGACUCGUAUACGGAACAAUCUCAAAGGUGUACGGGGAGUUAUUUGAGUGGGUAAGACAGUUGAUGGAGAAUUACCUACAAGAAGAGUUCGAAAUGCUGAUGGAGGUCGCCUCAGUUUUGCCUGGCAACGCUCUUCCCCCCGUUGUUCCUUUCAUUUCUCUAGUGAUCAACAUCAAUGUUCGCACCAAAGCUCAUAGAGACAGCGGUGAUCGUCAUCUAUGUUUGGUGAUACCUAUUGGACACUUUGAGGGGGGGGCCUUGUGCUUGUUGGAGAAUGGGCUAGUUCUGGAGUUGCGCAAUGGUGACAUAGCUAUCUUCAGAUCUAGUGAGGUAACCCAUUUCAACCUAGACUACAGGGGGGGAGGGCGUCCUUGGUUUUCCAGACUGACAAGGAGUUUGCAUCAUGGAUUAGGAAUCAAAAUGGAUGGGUAG
This is a messenger RNA of Suillus subalutaceus, 1962 nucleotides long. RefSeq lists its product as uncharacterized. The record is from RefSeq and is a predicted model, not a curated record. Lineage: Eukaryota; Fungi; Basidiomycota; Agaricomycetes; Boletales; Suillaceae. The transcript has 8 exons. Bases 1 to 1962 code for a protein of 653 amino acids.